GAUCCACACUUGUGAAGCCGUAGUCAACUUCAGUUCCUCUGCUGCUUACUGUGGGUUUACAGUAAGUUUUGUGUAUUGGAAGUACAAUCUUCUUUCUUAGCAAGAAGUCUUUUCAUUUUAUUUUACUUUUCUAUUUCAUCUCAAUACGAGAACAUCGAUUGUUCGAAAUUGUUCGAACCAAAUUACAGUACUUCUCCAACUCAGUAAAUAUGGAUACAUUCGCGUAUCCUCAACAGAUUGAUGAUUUGCCUACGCUUCUCGGAGAAGGGAAGACUUCAAUGAAGACCUUCUCAAAUGGUAGUGUUGUUGAUGCUCACUUCUCUUGCUUCCUCAAACUGAAGUGAACUCGUUCCUUGUACCUGUGUGUUGAGUGAGGAACAGAACGGAAGGAGAUGGCAGCUGCGAUCAUCCCGCAGACUUUGCCGGUCGGAUACAGAUUCCAUCCGACCGACGAGGAGUUCGUCGAUCAUUACCUGAUGAACCGAGUCCAAGGAUACGUAGACCGUCCCUGCAUAAUUCCCGAUAUCGACAUCUGCAGCUGGGAUCCUUGGGAAUUACCAGACAAGUUCCAUGGUGCAUCAAUGAUCGGCCUGGAUGACCAAGUUCAAGAGUGGUGGUUCUUCUGUCCGUAUACACCCCAACAGGUUAAACGAUCGACUCCAUCUGGCUAUUGGAAGAAGACCGGUGCCGACCGGAACGUCAAGGCCAGAAAUACCAGCAGAGUAAUCGGUACGAAGAAAACGCUAGUCUUCCACCGAGGUCGAGGCACUAAGGGCGUAAAGACCAACUGGGUCAUCCAUGAGUAUCAUCUACUCACAAUUGAUUCAAAUAGAACUUAUGUUCUGUGUCGCUUAAAGCAUAAGCGAGAUGAGAAGGCUGAUAAUUCAACCCCAGAAUCAGCGCGUGGAACCAUUACGCUGGCAGAUUUCGAUUUGGAUCUUCACGAACCUGAGCAUGAGGGCUCAUUUCCUGAGCCUUUGGUCCAAGCAAAGAUGAAGUCACUGAUGGAGCACUUACAUCAGCCUGAAAACCGAGCUGAAUUUAAUUCGGCUGACCUCCUGCGGCUGCUUCAGCCUGCGAAUAAUAGCUUCCCCACCAUCGUACAUCAGCGUGCAAAUAUUGAGAGCCCAUCUGUUAUGGACAUAUCGUUGGACAAUGGUCUUACUGAUGAAUCUAAUCAAUUAACAUUUGGAGCAAGCGAAGAGGAUGAAGACGUUGGUGACAUGCAAAAUGCAGAUCUUCCCUAUGACGACUUCUUCGACGGAUACAUGCAAACAGAGUAUGGCCAAACUUCUAACUCGCACAAUCAUCCUGUUCUAAUGAAUCGGCGAGCACAAACAACCGAAUCAGUCCACGGUUUUGUUCCUCUUGAGGAAAAGAAAGGCAUGGUGGAGAAUAAGUUCAACAGCUCACCUGCCGCCUCUGAGAAACCUAAGCUGCGCCCUGUACCUGAGGCCCCUCACAGACCCAUGGCACCUCCCAUACGACCUGCAAGUGUGAAACGCUAUGGCAAAGAUGAAGAGCCAAGGUUCGAAAAGGUCAAGAAGGAAACUGCAGCCGUAAAUAUCAAACCGGAAUGCAUAUCCUUGGAUGAAACAGCAUCCAGAGCAAAGGUACUAGGAUACAAAGAGCACGGUUCAGCUGGUAAUUCAGUCAAGAAGACAAGCAGCAAGGAGACCGAACAUGCUGGAGAAAUAUCAAAUUCAGUGGCUGCACCGACCGGCACAACCAGCGAGAGCACAGAAAGUUACACAAAUCAUCCACUGCCUAAUCUUGUGAACGUGCUUGUCGGGAUUUUCCUGUUGCUCGCCAUCACUUCCCAAGUACUUGAUUUCUGAUUUUCACCGCUAUUUUUCCCCUAGUGUGACGCGGCAUGAUUGACAAGUACAACUAGUAGAAGAGGGUUUUGUAUGCCAUGUCGCAUUUCAUGCGCGUAACUUGUCUUCCUUGAUGCUAAUGCUUUGCACUUCUUUUCGCCUUGGUGGGAAUGGAAGAACUCACUAGAUGUGUGAUUGCUCUGAAAUUUACUGUCUUCGGUCUCUGCUGUAUAUAAUGCGAAGAAUCACAAAGUUGCCACAGCGAUGUUUCCUUUAAAA
Rhodamnia argentea is the source of this 2096-nucleotide messenger RNA. Its product is annotated as NAC domain-containing protein 2-like. The record is from RefSeq and is a predicted model, not a curated record. Gene Ontology annotation, biological process: regulation of DNA-templated transcription. Lineage: Eukaryota; Viridiplantae; Streptophyta; Magnoliopsida; Myrtales; Myrtaceae. Gene Ontology annotation, molecular function: DNA binding. Bases 393 to 1838 code for a protein of 481 amino acids. The transcript is spliced from 7 exons.